CCUUUCGAAGAUGGCUGCGCCCAGCCCUACAAAAUCGGUAUAAUUAAAAUUAAUUAAAAUUAAUAUCACAUUUUAAUUUUUAAGCUUUUAAUGGAUAUAUAAGUUAGUUGGAGUGGAAUAAAGCAAGAUAUAACUUGACAUUUUUAAGAAAUCAUAUUACACGUUCAUACGAAUAUGACUUAUGCAGUAACAGUGGCCGAGUAUGCCCUGGGCUAGAUAAAUUUUAUUUAAAUUUAAACCCUCCUAAUUUAAGUUUAAGCCUAGCCCAAUAUAAGUUAUUCUGUUAUAGUUUAUAUAAAUUAAAUCGAUAAUCGCAUGUUAUGUAUAUCAUAGGCUAUUAUUAGUAUUAAAAGCUGUAUAAUAAUAUACUUAUACUUCUUUUAUUUAUGGCUAAGCCUUCUACUUCAUUAAAAUUAAAGUUAAAGUUAACUUUAACUUAUGUUAUAAUUAUAAGUUAAACUAGGCCUAGCCAGCGGCUAUAAUUUUUAAUUUAUAUUUUGCUUUUGGUAUUUUCUGCUUCUUUUUUGAAACCGCCUUCCCCCAACUCAACGUGUUCUAUAUUAAUAGUACUAUAACUAAAUGAAAAAAAAAGGCUGUCAUGUAUCAUGUGUGGCCUGAGAAUUCAGGUAAAAAAUUGUUGAGGCGAGGCGACUAUUAUUCUGCUAGUUGGUGUUAUUGUUGGUGUGCACCUGUUUGCUAUUUUGGUUAAAUUGCAAUGGUUGUUUCAUAAUUAGGUCUUUGUUAUAAAAUGAACGACAGUAUUAAUAUCUUCUCUGUUGACGGGUUUUUGUUAAACAUCAUCUCUAUUCCCGGAUCCGGCAACUGCCUGUUCCUAUUAGUUGUUUAUUUCUUGAUAUAAAGAGUUGACAAAGGUAAUGCACUCUCACUGGGUCAUAAGGCAGGAGAUUUUGUUGCAUACUACUAUAGACUAUAGAAAAUGAGAAGUUAACCCUUUCUUUGUAACACUUGGACCCACCUGGCAUUUUCUCAAAAUACCCGGACCUGGUGUAAAAUUUAAACUUCACUCGUUUAAGCCCUAGUUGACAGUAUUAUUAUUGUCUGAUAUUAUACUAAUAUAAAUAUAGUCAUAUAAUAAUCAUAUUUAAUAUAAAAAAUAAUAUAUCUUUAUAUCUAGGCCUAGGCCUUUAUAUUAUAAACUAAAUUAUAUAUAUGAUGAGAUUCUUGGCAAUCCUUUAAACACUUGUCCUACAUUAAAAAAACUAAUAAAACGCAGUGAAUGAUUACUAUUAUUGAUCCAAAUAAAUGGAAAUGUUUUCUGAUUAAAAUUACAUUCAUUGUAAUUAUACUCAUUUUCAGCACAUAAAUAAAUACAUAUUUUAACCAAGACAACAUUUUACAAUUAACUGUAAUUAAACACAAGACAUCAAAAGUAUUUCUUUAGCAUAGAAAUGAGCCAUCAAUGAACUACCUUAGUGACAAUAUUAACUUAAUUAGUAAUCAUUUUGAUUUGGUAACUGCUGGGGGAGCACACUGGUAAAUUCUUACAGACCAAGGGCCAGGGAAUCAAAGAAUUUUCAUAUCUUUCGGUCCUAACUUUAAGAGAAAGAAUUCGCUUUGAUCGAGCUGAUAUUAGGUAUCUGCGAUGAAGAGGGUGUUUCAUCUAACAUAUAUUUGGUUUUACAACAGCAGUUUUCUUCAAAUAGUUCUUAAAACUUGAAGUGAAGGAUUUUAGUUAGUGUGAUAUUACUACUAACCAUCUUGAUUAUUCUAUUUAAUCAGUGUUUAAUGUCAGAUGAUGAUUCCCACACCAGCGGGUAAUAAUGAAGUUGAGUUGGCUUUCAACUCUUGCACUGUACAAUAUGUUAAUAACUUGUUAGUUUACGUACAAUUUUUUAAUAUACAUUAUUUGACAGUAUUCUUGCCAUGUUAUCUUAUUAUUAAUGGUGACACCUAGGUACUUAUAUGUCUCUUCUUGCUCUAUACUGGGAUUUUUUUAUUGUGAUACAUGCAAUUGGUGAGUACACCUCUGGAAAUCGACAACCAUUUAUUCUGUUUUUGAGACAUUUUGAUAAAGCUUGUAUCUAAGUUGUCCCCUUCAGAUAUUAAGCCAACAAUGGUGGAUUCAUCAGAAAAUUUAAUGAUGGGAAUGAUUUGCUUGGGCUCUGGAUAUCAUUGGUAUAUAUUGAAUAGAGGAAGGGGGGAGAAAUCAUACUUGUGGCAAAACUGUUCUUAUUUCUCUAGUUAAUGAUAUUUGGUCAUUCAACUUAACAUAUUGUGGGCCAUUUGUUAAAAAUUUCAGUAUCCAGGCUUGAAUAUUUGAAUUUACACCUAACAAAGAACUCUUUUUAAUCAUAAGGUGUGGUUGGAUAGUGUUAAAUGCUGAUGAGAAGUCUAGGAAAAGCACCCUAGCAAAUUUUUAGGGCUGUCUAGGUGAUGGUAAAGUCUUUCCAACAAUAGUGAGAUGGUUGUGAAAGGCUAUAGUCUAUAUUUAUACUAAGUUUUUUAUAUAGUUGUAUUAGAUAAAUUAUUUAUUAAAAAUAAUUAGACCUUAAACUUAUCGUUGAAUAUUUAAUAUAUCUACUUAUUUUUACCAUAAACCUACUAUUUGGAGUGAGCAUAUUUAUUGAUGCUGUUCGUCAUUUACAUGGACAAAAUCACAAAGAUUGCCAAUCUGAAUCUCGAGGCAAUUAAUGAAUUGCUAUUUGUUUACGAAGAAUGCUUCCUAAACGAAAAUAAAGAACCACAGCAGAGCCAUGUUGAUAGCCUGAACUUUACCUUGAAAUCUUUUUUGGGAUACAAUCCACAACAGAUAAGGCUAAGGUCAUGUCAAUAGGCUAGGUCAGAAAAACUAAACAAGGAUAUUAGUGGAAAGCUGCUCUGACAGUGCCAGGACUUAAAAUAUGUGGGGAGCAUUUUCACUGAGAAUAUAGAGAGAGAGAGACAAAAAUGUGAUUUAGACAAGCUACUGAGACACCCAAGAAUAAAGAUCGAGACCAAGGCCUAGCUAAUUAACACUGUCUUUAUUUCAACCGUUACUUACCAUUGCCAGACCUGGGCUCUGAAUAAGAGCUGUCAAGAAAAAACUUCACCUGGGUGAUGAGAUGCUUAAGGCAACCAGCUAGUAAAACAAGAAGGGAACAUAUUGUGUUACAUAAUCAAAGAACACAUUGAUCACAUAAACCAUGUAGACCCAAACAUCAAGAGCAAUUUUGACAUUACAGAUGUCAGGCUUGAAAGAUCAGCAGCCAAAAGGUGCUGCCCAUUUUUCAAUAUUGAAGUAGCACUGAUAAAUUCUGAGGAUAUUUCAACAUUGAAGUGGUGUUUAUCCUUGGACAGCUGAAAUGCCAUAUUUAAAAUCAGUUUUCAAAAUUGUUGACUAGUGUCAUCAGCCAGGUUGCACACAUUUUUUUAAUAUACAUUUCAAAGUUUACCCCAUCAGAACUUUUCAGAUAAAGUACUAAUUUUUGGAAAGUAUGUAAAAUCAUUUUCUGUGUUGUAAAUGUGGAAUGUUUAAAAAUAAUUGGCGGUCUGGAAUGUAUAAGAAGUAUUCAAUUAAUGUUUAUUUUCAUUCAUUGUUUAAUGCAUGUAACCCUUUCAGUCCAUCAGUACACUAUCAAUGCCGGGUCAGCAAUCAAGUAAUUCACCAUUACCAUCACCGCCGCCUCAGAAGCCGCACAUUGGAGCAGAUGUCAAGCCCUCACAACAACUUCUUGAUCAAUUAAUGAAUGAAAACCAUUCAACCUCACAGGGGUACGUUAUUUUGAAUACAGCUUUUUAUCUAUUACAUAGGUUUCAAUUUUUAACAAUUAGUUCAUACUUUUGUCUUUCAGUUCAAAAUAAUGUUAAAAUAUAUGGGCCACCUUGUUGUAUGAGAAAUAGAGUUUUUUAAAUGUGAUUGAUGGUUGUGAUAAAUGAUGCAGCAUAAUGUAAUACAUUUUAAAUUUAUGGUAUUGAUCAUUUAAAGUCUUUAUAAUAUGUCAUCUAAUUUAAAUUAAUUUUUUUCAAAUACAGGGUGUCGUCCCCAACAAAUCCAGGACCAUCAACUACAUUCACACCAAGAGCUCGCACAGCACAUUUUAAUAUUCAAGAUUUAUACGCCAGAAAGUUUCGCAAGUUAAAGCGAGCAAUUAAAGAUGCUAUAUUUGUGAGUUCUCUAUUCUUUCUUACUAACAAAAUGUUUUUAAUCUUUAUAAAAUUCAUCUCAGAGAGAUCAAAUAUCAAAGAAGUAUUUUUUACUUGUGGGGGGAGUGGAAUUGCUUAUGCAACUAUUAACUAGCAUUUUGCAAUGAAAUGAAUGCUUUUAAAAUCUAUUUUUAAAAAUGAAAAGGAACUUUUUAAAAAAAAAGGUGAUCUACAUAACUUUAUUUAAGUUUCAGUAAUAUUCUCUGCUCUUAUUUGUUCAACAACUUAAAAUGUUUAGAUAAAAUUACAGUAUAAAAUCAUACAGGUAACAGACAAAUUUUAUUGUAUCUUUAUAGGUAAAUGGAGCUGUUUGUGAUGAGGUUUUGAGAACUGAAGAAAAAUUAGCUAAAGCAAAAGAAGAAAGGAGGUAAAAAAAAAUUUAUAAAUAUGUUACUUUUACACAUUAUCUUGGUCAAUUUAUUUAGCCUUUUGGUUUCUCGUUAAAAUGUAUUGCAUACUGAGCCAUCAGAUACAUUUCAUUCCAGGUUUCUUUUGCGGAAGCUCCUUCAGUAUCAGUCAGUCAACGAACCCAAUAUUAGUUCUCUUAAAUCUGAACCACAGACUCCAAACUCAAGGCAAGCAAAGGGUGAGUUGGCUUUAAAGCUACUAAAACAUCAGUGACUAGUAAUCUUCUCAAUCACCAUAUGUUUGUGGUCUCAUCUCAUCAGAGAUCAUCAGCUGCAUCGGGGUUUUCAAUAACAGAAUCAAUAGUGUUUUAUUACCAACAGUGCUUUAUCAAUAGUCUUCUUGUGUAACUUUUAGGAACCUUAACCGCUUAAAUAUAAUUAUAAUAAUAAAUAUGAUUACAGUUACUGUUUUGUGAUAUGCUCUAUUUUUCUGUAUUUUAUUUGUUUUUCUUGUUCUGCCCUUAAAAAUUUUCAAAGCCUUUUAUCAUUAGUAUGUUUUAAACUCAUUUACAUUGGAUAUUCAUAAUCUUUAAAAAGAAUAGGCCACUUUUUAACAGCCAACCCAAACUUUUAAGGUAUAUAUAUAAGGAGUAAAGGUGGUACUUUUUGCCAAAUGUACACUAACAUCAAGCCCAGCCCAUUAUUUUAUGAAUGUAACUUUUAAGACUGCUUUUAGAGUAUUAGAGGUCAAGGUAUUUUUGGUUACUGUUUCUUUUAUGUACUAGUCACAAAGCAUUAAAGUAAGAUUAUUUUUUUAACUUGGAGUUACCACCCCAUAGGUUGGGAAUACUUGACUAUAAAAGUAUAAUAGGAGAGUUUUUGUUGUUUUUUUUUGUUGUAACAUUUUAAUUUUCAUAUUACAAAUUCAUUUUUUUUUUUUCAUUUAAUUGUUGAGAGAAUUUGUAUGUCCCCUCCAGACACCAUAUUACGUUUUGUCAAAAUGUAAAUUAAUGGAAACUGAAAUCAUUUAAAUAAAAACUCUAUCACAGGAUUACUUGGAAACUUGUCGGCAGAUGGUGCUACUUCUGAGUACAGCGGGAAACCAAAAGCAAUGAAGAGAAAAAUGCAAGCAGCAAACUCAUCACUGCCAUCAGGUGCUUCAGCUGCAUCACUUCUAUCAUCAUCUUUGGGAACGCCUGCAACACAGCAAGGAGUUGGUGGGCCGAGUGAGGCCAAAAAGAAACACACCCAGUCUACAAAAGAUCCUUCUGGUAAAAAAAAAAUUUUUUUUCAAGUUCUAAAAAGGCGGGGUGCUGAAUACUUAACACAAACUAAAUAAUACAGUCCACAGUUUUUUUUUUAAUCGAUAUAUUUUGGCUUAAUAUGUCAGCUUCAAACUUGUUAAGUUAGAAGAAGAUUUUUAGGAUUUAAUUCUGUAAACACAUAUUUGUGGAGAAAAUUAUUUCAGUUUUCAUUUUAAAAAAAAAAUUGUUGUAAAUAUAAGAUUGGGAGUUCCAGUGAAAUAUUGAAAAUAAAUAUAUUUAUGACCAAGGGAAAUAACAAUAUUUCACAGACACACCAACUGUGCGUCCUAAAAAGGGAAAAGGAGCUGUCAAGAAAGUUAUUCCUCCACUCAUGUUGGACUCAUUGGGGAGACCAAUUUUUCCUAUGGUGUUAGGAGACAUCACACUUCACAGCAUUGGGGAGGUAGGAGUUCAUUUAUUUUAUUUUUUUCCUUAAGCAGGUUUUUAAAAAGUUUGGAAAUAUUAGUGAAACAUUAAAUUAAUUGUUCGCUGCAUUUGAGUUAGGGCACACUUUGUAUUUAUUUCCCAGAUAGUUCCUGAUCGUCUGAGCUUCCACUCAGUUGAGUCUAUAUACCCAGCAGGUUUCUGUAUCACCCGUGUGUUUGCCAGUUUACACAAGUUGGAUACAAAAUGUCUUUACACAUGCAAAAUAUCUGACAAUAAUGAUGGACCAUUGGUAGGUGUUGGGUCUUCUGGAAUACUAGACUAUUUAUGUUCUCAAUUUUCAGAACUCGAAGUAGCCAUUUUGCUGUUUAUUAUGGCGGUUGCAUGGUUAAAACUGAUUUUAACCUUUUACGUGUAUAACUUACUAUAAAUCUUACAUUUUCAUACUGGGUUUAUAAUUAAAUUCUUGUAAAACUUUUUUUAAAAACACAAAAAAUCAGAAUAUUUAUUAUCCUAAAGAAAUUUAAAAAAGACAGCAAAUUAUUAUUUCCAUAGGAGCCAAAAUGAUCAAUAAAUUGAUCGUGGGCCCUUAAGAUAUAGAAGAAGAAGAACUUUGAACUAAAGAUUUUCAACUUCUUAAUGAAUCAUUUACCCAUCAUCCCAAAAAAUAAAACAUUUUUAGUAACAUAGAAAAUAUCAUUUAAACUAGUGUUUGUCAUUUGCUCCAAACAUACAUACUCAGAAUUAAUGUAAUUUUUAGACUUUAAAUGCCAAAUGAGAAUAUCUUCCUGGUUUGCAUGGUGACCACUCUAAAUUUAAAGUCAGUUUGGCUUACUUGUGUAAGAAAUAUAUUGGUAUCUUUAACCUCGUCAGGUUAUAAAAGGUUACUUUUUUUUUUUUUUUUUAAACUAACGUAUUUUAAAUUUAAAUAUUGCUUUUCCUUUAUGCAGUUUGAAAUAGCUGCAGAAAAUAGCUCAGAUAUUGUGUUCAAAUCAACCUCACCAACAGACUAAGUCAGUUUGGCUUACUUGUGUAAGAAAUAUAUUGGUAUCUUUAACCUCGUCAGGUUAUAAAAGGUUACUUUUUUUUUUUUUUUUAAACUAACGUAUUUUAAAUUUAAAUAUUGCUUUUCCUUUAUGCAGUUUGAAAUAGCUGCAGAAGAUAGCUCAGAUAUUGUGUUCAAAUCAACCUCACCAACAGACUGUCACAGUCAACUACUUUGGGCUGUGAACAAAUCCAGGUAGGAUAAACAAAAAUGUUCAAAAUGUAUUCAAAACUUACUCUUAUCAAAAAAAUAAAUUAUUGUAUGACAUCAUGUGUGGUCAAUCUUUAUAGUUUAUUUAUUAUCUAAAUAUUCUUUUUUUCCCUUGGUAUUUAUGUUAAGUUAAUAUUUUGAUACCAUGUUUCGUUUCAGAGGUGCUUCUAUUGUCCAAGCCGAAGGUCAGGGUCUAGCCUUCUUUGGCCUGUCUCACCCUGUCAUUCAGAACCUCAUACAGUCGUGUCCUGGUGCCAGGAAGUGCUCUCGCUAUAAGUGGGUCAAAUUUGAAAUCAAUAAAGCUGAAACUAAUGAGAACGUUGCCGUUGGAACAACUGAUCCCUCCAUUAGCUAUGAAGCAUUUAAAUGUCACAUGCAAUCGGUUGGUGAGUAGUUAUUGGUUUCAACUGGCAAUUGAAACAACAAAUGAAUAUGUUAAUUGGAAAUAAACAGUUUCUUUUCUUGAUAUAAAAAAAAUUAUCAAAACUGUACUUCAAAUACUUAUUUAAUUUCAAUGAACUCAGCUGUGACACUUAAACUGAUUAAAAUAUUUUAAAUUCAAAUAGCACUUUAUUUUUUUUUCUUUAAGCUUUAAAAAUCUCUAUUUAUUCAAAUUUGUAUCAGUUGGCCAAAAGCGUGCAGCACUUCCAGCUCAUGUGGAACAGUCAACAAAUUUGAGAUCUCUGCUUACAAAGGGAAACUCAGGACUGUCUUAAAUUGUGUUCAUCAACAUACAUAAAAUGAAUCACAUUUUUGUAAAAAUUGACAAUGUGCCUUUACAUUUGAUAAAUAACAUUGCAAAGGGGACUAUGUAUAUUUUUGGGGUGGGGUUUUGUAAUAUAAUUAUUUCAUGUUUUGAUCGGAACAAUUUCUGUUAAAUUUGUUUACUUAUUAUUUAAUAUAUCUGUAGCCCCAUUCAUGUACCUGGUACAUAAUAAUAACUAACAAGUUAUACAACUAAGGGAAAUGUUUUUUGAAAAAAAAAACAACAUUAAGUGAAUAUUUUAUUUUACAACUCUGGCCUAUCCCCAAAAUUAGUGUCUGUAUAAUAUGCCAUAUUAGGCCCUGCCUAAAUAGGCUAACUCAAAAAACAAAAAAAAAACAACAACAAAAAGAAUUUUAACGGAUAUGUUCAUGAAUGCAGCCACAGAUAUGAUAAAUAAUGAUACUGUAAUGCGUUAUUUGCAGCAUUCUGUAAUUAUAUAUCUCAGAAUGGGACUUGAUAAAUUAUUUUGUUUUAUUUUUAUUACAGUUGCUUUUUCUGUUUAGAGUACAGGUAACAUAAAUUAAUUGGUAUAAUUCUUCUAAGUUUAAUUAAAAAAACAUAUAAAACAAAUCAGGCCUAAUACA
Messenger RNA from Lymnaea stagnalis (great pond snail), 8783 nucleotides. The record is from the annotation of a GenBank genome assembly. NCBI's taxonomy places the organism in Eukaryota, Metazoa, Mollusca, Gastropoda, Lymnaeidae.